AUGGCGGGAUUCCGCGAUAGGGAAAAACAAUUUUUCCCACUUCAAAAUGUUCAAGAUGUUGUAAAAUUGUUUCGGGAUCAAUUGACAUGUGGCGAGGAGCCUAAUUUAUCACUGCUGUCAAUCAUUCUUGGAGUCAUCGAAAAUAUUUUGACUGUCAAUCGGGCAGUACCAACUGAAGUGGACAAUUCCUCGAAUCUGGAGCCGAUAUUCCCGGUUGUCGAACUACAUACAAUCGAAGCCCUUUAUUCCAAGUUUGAGACACAUAUCAAACGAUCUGUCGAUUUGACAAAGUUCCCAGGUCCCCAUGCUACAAGAGAGCUUGUAAAACACGUUUCAGACGUCAUAUGGGGUUCCCUUACACGAAGUUUUUACAAGGACAAGGCGCAUUUACAAUCGUUGUACAGCUUUUUAACGGGUAACAAGUUGGACUGUUUCGGUGUAGCCUUUGGCGUUGUCGCAGCUUUUCAGAUCCUGAGAUACAAGGACGUCCAUCUCGCUCUCUCUGAGGACCACGCCUGGGUUGUGUUUGGGGAGGAUCUCGCUGAGACGGCAGAAGUCACCUGGCAUGGUAAAGGAAAUGAAGAUAAGAGGGGCCAGCCCAUUACUUCAGGGACUGCAGAGAAGAGCUGGUUGUACCUGAAUGGUUAUCCUGUUAUCUGUACCAGGGAGAUGGAGGUGUCCUCCAUAGUUAGUGGAAUAAACCCCUCCAUCACAGCCACCAUGGACAGUGUAGAGUUGGGAUCAUUACAGCAGGAACUUUUGUGGUUGCUGUAUGAUAUGGGCCAUUUGAAAAUGUAUCCAAUGGCACUGGGUAACCUUGGAGAUCUGGAGGAAAUAACCCCCACAGAGAAUCGUAAAAAGCCACUUCAGCUGUUCCAGGAGGCUAUAGCUAACAGUCAGGAGUUCUAUAAUGACCAGCAUGUGUACCCAUAUACCUAUCUUGGGGGAUAUCUGUACCGUAAACAGGACUACAAUGGGGCACUCCAAACUUGGGCUAAUGCAGCAUCGGUUAUAAAAAAGUAUAAUUACAACAGGGAAGAUGAAGAGAUCUACAAGGAGUUUCUUGAGAUAGCAAACGAUCUCAUCCCCUCCAUGAUGAAACAUGUAGCAGGGGAAAAUGCUGCCAGAAUUCACCACACCUCUUUACUGUAUAGCCCAGAGAGCUAUGCCAAUUUCUUAAGAUUUUACGAUGGCAUUUGUGAAUGGGAAGAGGAUAGCCCCACCCCCGUCCUUCACAUAACAUGGGCCAAACAACUAGUGUUCUCAAUUUCCAAAUUUGACCACAGUGUAAGGGUAGGCGUGGAUUUGAAAGGAGAAAAUGGGGAUGGAGAUGACAGCGAGGAUAGUGAAGAUGAGAACAGUAGUGAUGAAACAAAGGACAAAAAUCAAAAUGUCAAGGAAGAAAGUUCUAGAAACAAAACAGAGGAAACAGUCAAUGAAGAAAGUAUACCUGCUGGGAAAGGCAGGGCUGGAAAGCUGGGUAGGAGAAAGGCUGUGUCGACUGUCUCUAAAACAGGUGCAGUGAAUGGAAACACUGACGAAGACAAGAUAAAGAGUGCUAUUCAAGAACUCGAAAGCAAAGUGGGCGGAGAGGAAAAUGAGAAAGAGGAUAUUAAUCCAAACAUACCAGACUUGGCAAAUCCAAACAUACCAGACUUGGCAAAAGCUUGCAGUGAGUCCAUUCUAAACCCCGAGUUUUUACUGGGAGGUGGAGAGCCAUUUACUACUGCUACCACCACUACUACGGUAACAACAUCACACUCGGAGGCAUCAUCCCGGGUGGAUCUGGAUGAGUUCCUGAGCAGUAAGUCCAAUGGAUCCCCCUUUAUGGGAAUGACUGUUGACUCCAUGUUGAAGGCAGAGAGUCCCUCGGACAUGAUCAUGUUUAGAAAAAGACCUCCAUCCACUUUUACUCACACACCUUCCCCUCUCCUGGAAAAUCGGGAGGGACAAUCAGAAACAAUCAUUCCUAGUCCUACACCCAACGAACAAGGGCCCCCUGUUAUCUUAUGUCUGAAGAGUCAGAAGAUGAAGGGCUUGAAAAAGAUCUUUUCAUCGUCCAAGUUAAAUGCGAGUGCAAUUAAGUUACAGCUAACUGCUCAAUCACAGGUUCACUUCAAACACAGCAAAAGAAGUACAGAUUCAGAUUUAUCAACUCACAGAAAGCGAUCGCGAAGAGAGUGAACAGGGAUAGGAUGUUGUAUCUGUCUCCUUCACAAAUUUGUUCAUUGUUUUUGAGUCCAUGAUAAUUUCUCCUCUGAUGUUGACCUGUCUUUCAGCUCACUCUAUGUAUCUGUCCAAUCAUUGACUCGGCCAUCUGUAAAUAGUCAAAAGUCGCGUCAUCACUCACAUCCUAAAUAGCUUGUUUCAUGUUCAAGUAGACCAAAUGAUGGGACAACUACAUGCAUGUCAGUAUAGGUUGCCAUUCAAUUUGUUUUUCUAUUCAGAAUGACUCAUUAGCUUGUUUUUGUGACUGAUCAGUAUUAAAGAAUUCUGUUUAUUACGUGAUGUAUGUUGUAUAAGGCUUUAAGCUCAUUGUAAUCGACUUUGCAGUUCUGCAAGAAAAUUCAUCUAGUUAAUAGACUUUUUAAGUAAUUGAUUUAUGGUAAAAUUCUUUUGGGGUAUGUGGCAGUAUCACCAUAGAUAAUUGGAGCUUUAUUAGUGGAGAAAUGUUGUUUAAUUGUGCUAGUAUUCUGGAAUUUAUGAAAAUUUAGUGUACACAUACUUGUACUUUGGUAACUAAGGGGCUUUAAGAUACACCAGCACUGAAUAUAUAUAUAUAUAUCUAGCACACUAUAAUGAAGCAUACAUGACUGUUAGGGCAUUUUUUAAUUCUGUAAAUAUAGAUGUAAAAAAAAUUGUGUGUAACAUGGUGAAAAAAUAUAGUGUUGUCACGGUAAUAGGAUAAAGGUGUUAGAUAUUGAUGUAGUGUGUAAAUAAAAAUAUAUUUAAAUUAAUUCUUGGUGCCAUUGAGAAUGCUGCAAUUUAGUGGAAUGAUUUUUUUUUUAUAAUUCCAUAAAAAAAAUUUGGGGAGGGGAAAUUGAUACUUGUGCUUUACAUGGUUUUCCACGAAAUUUCUGUUAAGAUUUUUUCAGACGUGUUUCAUUGUUGGAUUUUUGAGUCAAUUUUUAAUACUUGAGAACUUUCUAUUUUAUUAAGAUGUUUUUUCCUCAUGUUUACUUUUUAAAGUUGUACAUAGUUUUUAUGACUAGCUUGUUGAUAAUUUUUGUUAUCUGGUCCUUGCUCUAUCUGUUGUGAAUUUGGACACCGGGAGGUUUUUAGCUCUUCUUAUUAAUAUGUACAGAAAAUGUGAGGCUUUUAAUAAAUCACCCAGUUUCUGAAGAAUCAAAAAUUCUUUCUAGAAAAUUUUUGUGGAUAAGAAUGUUGAUCUGUAAAUCAAUAGACAAAUUGACAAUAGAACCUUUCAUAAAUCCUUUUCACUUUCAGGCCAAAGGUCACUAGGCCAUGUACUUUGCUACAACUGUCCAGCAGAUAGCUAGGGAACUCUUGAUCCAAUAAUAAUAGCUAUCCACCAUUUUUAGAAGGUCAUGGGUCGUAAUUGACCCCUAUUCAUUUUAAUGUUCAAAUUUGAAAGGUCACAGGGAAUUUUCCAACUGUUUUUCGAACUCUUUUACUGAUACAUGUAGUUAUCAAACUUAAUAAGAAGUUAUGAGAAGGCUAGGACAUGUAUAUUUUCCUAUCUGUUUUUGGUCAUGAUUGUGGUGAAACAGUCAGGGAACAUUACUGGUUCUACAUUCUGUAACUUACCUGACUGAAAUCAAACUUCAUGGUUAAUACAUGACCCCCCCCACCCCCCCCCCCCCCCCCCCCCCCCCCCCCCCCAAUGUAUUAUAGGUCCAGAGUUACUUCUAAAUUUUCAACUUGUGCAUUUCAAUUUAGGAGAAGAGGGCAUUGUACAGAUUAUCUGAAAUCUUAAAAAGAGAUGUGUUUUGGUGUGUUUUUUUUUUAUAUAAACUGAUUGGAUUGGACAGUGGAAGAUGUUUUGCACAAUACUGUAGAGAGAAAAUUGUUCUCAUCGUAUGACUGAAUCUGAUUUAAGUGAAUAGUGGACUUACGGGUACUAGGAAAAUUCUGAAAACUGUUUCAGCAGCUAAUGUUUAGUCAAGUGUCAUGCUUUUAUUUUUCUCUGAAGCUGUGUAUCAUUGAAAAAGUUUUGGAUUUCUGUGCAUAUUUUAGGAGUUGGAACAUAUUCAUGUUUGUUUAUUUCUGUAGACAAGUUAGACAUCUGAGUCUUGUUGUCUUGUUUGCCUCAAAUGCAUUUUUAAAGUUUCAAUAUCAUUACUACAUCAUUAUCUUGCAACAAGAGAGUUGACUGGAUAUAUUAAAGUACAGAACACUACUAGUCUGAUUGAUAGAGUAUAUGAAAUACACUGACUGUGGUUUUAUUCAUGUUGUAAGGGAAUGUCCUGCUCAGUGGACCACUUACGGAUUUUGUUUCCUCAGAGAAAUGAACAAUAUUCAUAGAAUUUGCCGCAGCAUUUUUUCAAAAAAUCAGAUUAAUGCGUAUAUCAUAUAGCCAGGUUUUUUGGGAGGGGGGGGGGCAUGUAUUUCCAAAGAUUCACCAAAAUAAAUAUCGCUAAAUGAAGUACAUUAGUGUUCAUUGUAUAUAUAAAUUAAAAAGAGUUUCGCCAAAUUUUAUCCACCAAAAUUAAUGGUAUGCCUUGUAGACCCAAACCCACCAAAUUUGUGUCUCGCUAAAAAAUUUUUUAUAAAAAACAGCGAUACAGUAUUACUUAUCAUUACAAUUUUUCUGUGAUGAAUGGAAGGCAAUGCUUGACAUUUGACUCUUGUCUACAGAGUUGAGUUGUUUAUUGUGCACCGUCCCUUGUUAUGAUUUUAUCUGAUGCAAAUCCUGUUACAUUUGUUAAUUAUAAGAUUUGACCAAGCAAGUUGAGUUUAUGGUAUUUUCCAUUGUGAAAACCUAAGUGAGAGACACAAUCCACAAGGUUUGAACUUUGUGCAAUUGAAGUGAAAGUUUAUGAUUCUUGAACUAAGUCUGUAGCCUUGAUUUUAUCAUAUUCACACACUCUGUAUGUAUGUAUUCACCUUCUGGGGAGCAGUGAUUGUAUAAUUCUGUACACAACACUUACACGAAAGCUUGUGGUUUGGUUUUCUCAGUAAGGUUUUACAUUUGGUGCUCAUUACAUCAGUGGAAGCAGGCAGCUAUGCGAUCUAUGUUAUACAUUGAUAAUUGAUGGGCUUGAUUAGGCUAAUCCUCUGCAAUUCCUGGGUUUAUACUCUUACAGACCUGUACAUUUGACCCCAUGUAAAAUAUUUCUGCAUAAUCAUUUGUAAUAUUACAGAGAAACAAAUGUCAAAUCUUUAAUCUAUAUAUGUGCCAAAAAAACUGUACUUCUUGAUAAAAAAAUGAAAGCAAUUGUCAUUUUUGAUGCAAUAACAAUUUUGGACACCCCCCUCUCCAUUUUACUAGUGCUGAGGAUGCACGCCUUUGUUUUGAUGAGGUUCAACUCAGCUGUGAUUUGACAUCAGAACGGAGCUGAACCUUGUUGAAAUCAUUUGAUGUAUACAUAAGCUUUGUAGAUCAUUGUACUACUGUGUAGAUAGUACUUGUAGUCCUAAUUUCCUUUGUCAUUAGUGUUAAGGUAUUGUUGCUACGGAUAAUUGAAGUAGAUCUGUAUCAGAGUCCAAUUUUUCUGUUGUUGAGAUUUUUAUUUACAUUGCACCGUUUCUUUGUUGUUGUGUAGACGGCAGGUUUCACUGCUUAGCAUCAUUGAUGUAUUGUCAUUCUGUUUUAAAUAAAUUCUCAAAAAGAU
Ostrea edulis (European flat oyster) is the source of this 5795-nucleotide messenger RNA. RefSeq names its product menin-like. The coding region runs from base 1 to 2184 and encodes 727 amino acids. Gene Ontology annotation, biological process: negative regulation of cell population proliferation; regulation of transcription by RNA polymerase II; negative regulation of cell cycle. Gene Ontology annotation, molecular function: transcription cis-regulatory region binding; chromatin binding; Y-form DNA binding. The record is from RefSeq and is a predicted model, not a curated record. The transcript is spliced from 6 exons. NCBI's taxonomy places the organism in Eukaryota, Metazoa, Mollusca, Bivalvia, Ostreida, Ostreidae. Gene Ontology annotation, cellular component: chromatin; histone methyltransferase complex; nucleus.